Molecule: messenger RNA, 1553 nt
Organism: Notolabrus celidotus (New Zealand spotty)
Lineage: Eukaryota; Metazoa; Chordata; Actinopteri; Labriformes; Labridae
Product: folylpolyglutamate synthase, mitochondrial-like
Exons: 11
Coding region: 40-1245 (401 amino acids)
Biological process (GO): tetrahydrofolylpolyglutamate biosynthetic process
Cellular component (GO): cytosol; cytoplasm; mitochondrion
Molecular function (GO): ATP binding; tetrahydrofolylpolyglutamate synthase activity
Source: RefSeq, a predicted model, not a curated record
ACACACCCACGACGAGGAGAGGAUGCUUAUGAUGGGAGCAUGCCGACAGCCUUGGUUUUGUUUCAUCUCAUGGCUUUCCGGGUGUUUCUCGAGGCGAAGGUGGAUGUAGCAAUAAUUGAAGUAGGGAUUGGUGGACAUUACGACUCCACCAAUGUGAUAAGGAGGCCGUGGGUGUGUGGUAUCUCAUCGCUAGGCCUGGACCACAUUCAGAUCCUUGGAGACACCUUUGAAAAGAUCGCCUGGCAUAAAGGAGGAAUCUUCAAGCCGGGGGUUCCUGCCUUCACCGUCAAACAGCCAGAAGAUGCGAUGGCUGUGCUCAGAGACCGAGCCAAAGAAAUCGGAUGUCCUCUGUGGGUGUGUCCUGAUCUGGAGGACUACCAGACAGACUGUGAACCCAUGCGUCUGAGCCUCGCAGGGAAGCACCAGCACUCCAAUGCCUCCCUGGCCCUCCAGCUGAGUCACACCUGGCUUCAGAGAAGAUGUCUACCAGACAAAAGCUUUCCCACCACCACUGCUGAGAACACAGGUGUACCUCAGGCAGCUGCCUUCAAGCCCUGUCCUAUCGUGGUGAAAGGGCUGGCAGAAACUGUGUGGCCUGGAAGGACUCAGAUACUGAAACGGGAAGAAGUCACGUACUUCCUGGAUGGAGCUCACACCAUGCGCAGUAUGCAGGCCUGUGCAGACUGGUUCAACGAGAGCUCAGCUCAGCAUGAAAGGAAAGCAAGUGGACCUGUGGCCAAAGUUUUGCUCUUCAAUAUUACAGGAGACAGAGACUCAGCUGCUUUGCUUAAACCAUUGGUGCCACAGCAUUUUGACUUUGCUGUGUUCUGCCCAAACAUCCAAGAUGCCAGCACGUUUUGUCAAACAGAUCUUUGGAACUUAUCCAUCUCCGUAGAGGUCAUGAUGACUCGCUGCUUGGUAAACGAAAAGAACUGGAGACUUCACAACAAUCUAGAAGACGUCAAUGGUACUCACCUGCUCAAUGAGGACUCCCUGUCCAUAGUCCCAGAGAGGAAAGCGGACACUCUGGUCUUCCCCUGCAUCCUUAGCGCCCUCCAGUGGAUCACCCAGGGCAGGGAUCCACUGCUAAAAGAUUCAGCUAACAGAGACCUGCCGGUUAAACCCUGCAUCCAAGCCAAAGCUGCUGCACUCUGUGAUGCAGCAGAGAUCCACGUCCUCAUCACUGGAAGCCUCUAUCUGGUGGGAGGAGCUCUUAAGAAUUUAGACCCUGAGUCCUGCAAGUAAAUCGAUUGUGUUAAUGAAGUUAGUGAGUUACGACGCAGAAUAAAUGAAGGGAGGGGGCUGAUACUAGAUUGUGGGACUGUAGUUUUAGUUGUUUACCUUACAGGGUUGGUGUGUGUAACAGUGAUGACCACUGGAUGUAUUGAAAUGUGGACACAAGUGGGCAAACGUGAAGCCUGAAUAACACCGCAACGGGCACUGAUAGAUGAUGUCAUCUGAAGCUGCAGCAUCGAUGUUGUGCUAAUGUGCUAACCAAAGCAUGCAUUAAACUUCCUGAUAUAGCAUUGUCGCUCUCUCAGGUGGAUCCAGUC